Molecule: messenger RNA, 477 nt
Organism: Anisakis simplex (herring worm)
Lineage: Eukaryota; Metazoa; Nematoda; Chromadorea; Rhabditida; Anisakidae
Source: the annotation of a GenBank genome assembly
GACUUAUGUCGAAUAAAUAAUCAAUUGCUGAUUGCACUCGGAGUGGGCCAUCCGAAAAUCGAUCAGAUCUGUACGCUGCUGGCUCGUUAUGGCAUUCACCCGAAGAUGACUGGUGCCGGUGGAGGCGGCAGUGUGUUCGCUUUUCUGAAACCAGAUACAUCAACAACUGUGCUCACAAUGAUAAAGGAUGAAUUGACAAAGCUGGAUUAUGAGUUAUGGCAACCACCGUUGGGUGGACCCGGAGUGGUUUGUCAUGCAGGUAAACCAGACUUGUUCAGUGUGCCAAUCACGUGCAUGAAUGCAGCACCAUCGGCUUCGCAUUCACCCAACACAACCCCACAAGCAGCACCAUCCAGCUCAUCUUCAUCGUCGAGCACACAUCGUCAUUCACAUCAGCAGAAUCAGCUAGGUGCUGAAUCGCAUUCGACACAUUCGACACCCUCUUCAUCACAUCAUCGUCAUCAUUCGAAAAAAUAA